AUGACCGCCACAGCCACCCCGGGCAGCACCCACAAGCUCGCCAGCACCAAGGAGGAGAGGAAGUUAAGGAAACCCCUCAUUGAGCGGAAGCGAAGGGAAAGGAUUAAUAACUGCUUAGACCAGCUGAAGGAGACAGUUGUGGGAGCAUUUCACCUGGAUCAGUCUAAACUGGAAAAAGCAGACAUCCUCGAAAUGACGGUGAAGCACCUCCAGAACAUCCAGAGCAGCAAGAUGAUGGCUGACUCCAAAGUGGGUCUGGAAGCCCAGCAGAGGUACAGCACCGGGUACAUUCAGUGCAUGCACGAGGUGCACAACCUCCUUCUCACCUGUGAGUGGAUGGACAAGAGCCUUGGGGCGCGCCUGCUGAACCACCUGCUGAAAUCCUUGCCCAGGUCUGGUGAAGACAGCUGCAAGGCAGCACUGAGAGCUUCCAGCCCAUCUCAACAGCCUCUCUUGACGCCAAAAGGUCCCCUGAGCCCGAAGGGGAGCACUCGAGGCACAAACCUGGCCCAGGAGCGCCUUUACCCUGCGGAGAACAAGCAGGCUUCCAAAAAUUCCUUCCAGGGGCCGUUGCUGUCGGUUUUCACCCAGGCUGAUGCUGCGCCUCCCAGACAGGUUCUGCAGCCAAAUUUUUCCCAUAACAACCCUAGAAUGGGGUCACUAGAUAUGUGGAGACCAUGGUAAAGUGUGUUUUCAAUGUUUAUCCUAACCUUAGACACUCUUACGUAUGUAUCUUAUAGAUAUGUUUCUUUAAAACACUUGUGGAGCAAGUCUGUUCCUGUAGGUGUACUAAAGACCAGGGUACUUCAAGCCGAAGUAAACC
Molecule: messenger RNA, 823 nt
Organism: Myiozetetes cayanensis
Lineage: Eukaryota; Metazoa; Chordata; Aves; Passeriformes; Tyrannidae
Product: transcription cofactor HES-6-like
Exons: 4
Coding region: 1-684 (227 amino acids)
Biological process (GO): regulation of transcription by RNA polymerase II; regulation of neurogenesis; anterior/posterior pattern specification
Cellular component (GO): nucleus
Molecular function (GO): protein dimerization activity; DNA-binding transcription factor activity, RNA polymerase II-specific; RNA polymerase II cis-regulatory region sequence-specific DNA binding
Source: RefSeq, a predicted model, not a curated record